Molecule: messenger RNA, 2906 nt
Organism: Carcharodon carcharias (great white shark)
Lineage: Eukaryota; Metazoa; Chordata; Chondrichthyes; Lamniformes; Lamnidae
Product: sialic acid-binding Ig-like lectin 9
Exons: 9
Coding region: 1-2001 (666 amino acids)
Source: RefSeq, a predicted model, not a curated record
AUGGGAAACAAGAAAAUGACAGAGACUUUCAACAAGAAUUUUGUGUCUGUCUUCACAGUAAAAAUCUCUAAAACCAUCCCAAUAACAGGAGAAAGUCAACGUGCUACAAGGAGGGAGGAACAUAAAACAAUCACUAUCACCAGAGAAAAAAGGGACCAGCACAGGAAGAGGUCAUUCAGCCCAAGCAGAGCGUGUGGGCAGUUCCUCCCCAGGCGAGCAGUCGGACAGGUCCUGGUUGGACUGUCACAAGAGUGGAAAGGUGACACUCCACGAGAGGUGACAGCGCAGGAAGGUUCAUGUGUACAGAUUCCAUGUAAUUACAGUUAUCCAGCACAUUUAGUAGGGAGAGCACGUGUCGGAAUCUGGUAUAUGAAAUGGUACACAUGGAAUACAUGGUCAAGAGGGACCAUAGCCUUUCACUCUAAGGAUCACAAUCACGAGUUACCACGGUUCCACAAUCGGACCCGGCUGUCUGGAGACCUGAAAGAUGGCGACUGUUCCCUGAUUAUAAACAACAUCAGACGGGAAGAAGCAGGACAUUAUUUUUUCAAAAUAGAAUUUGACAGCUGGAACAGUUACAGCUACUAUCCUGUAACCCAGCUUCACGUUUCUGUUGGACUGUCACAAGAGUGGAAAGGUGACAUUCCACGAGAGGUGACAGCGCAGGAAGGUUCGUAUGUACAGAUUCCGUGUCAUUACAGUUAUCCAUCGUGUCUGGAAAACCAACCGCGAGGUGGAGUCUGGUUUAAUAAAGAGAAACAGAUUCCCUGGGCUCCCAUUGCCUUUCACUCCAAGGAUCACAAUCACGAGUUACCACGGUUCCACCAUCGGACCCGGCUGUCUGGAGACCUGAAAGAUGGCGACUGUUCCCUGAUUAUAAGCAACAUCAGACGGGAAGAUGCAGGACCUUAUUUUUUCAGAAUAGAAUUUGACAAUGGUCCGAGCCAUAACUAUUACCCUGUAACCCAGCUUCACGUUUCUGAUUUCACAGAUAAACCCACGAUAUUCCCUGCUGAAAUUAUUGCAGGAAAGCGUGUGGAUGUAAGCUGCACCUUCAACACAACGUGCAAUGGAACAGCAGCACCUGUCUUAACCUGGGACACUCCCACUGACGUACCUGGAUCAGUCUCAAACACUGUAACUCAGCAUGGUGUCACUCUGACCUACACUUCUGUUCUGACCCUGAUCCCAUCACUCAAACACCACGGACACACACUCAGCUGCAGAGUGAGAUAUCCAUCUGUUUCAUCGGAGCGGACCCUCGUACUAACUGUGCAAUAUAAGCCGGAGAUUUCCCAGCAGUCGGAGUGCACUCAGAGGUCAGAGGGGGUCACCUGCGUCUGUGUGGCCAACUCCAACCCACCCGGAGACCUCACCUGGCACCUGCCCAGUGCCAACAUCAGUGGUAACCAAACACACGGAGGUUUUGUGUCGUGGCAGGUCAGAGAUGGGCAUCUGGUGACUGGUUCCCUCACCCUGAUGAGACCCCAGGAUGAGGCGGGAGUGAUGGCAUCCUGCUCGGUUCAAAACCCACACGGGGAAGCCAUGUUCAAGGUGUAUCUGUGGGUCAAAGGUAGAGACUCCAGUAAAUGGACAGUAGGAUUGCUCACGGCUGGGAUCAUGUUGAGUGUUUUCCUGGUUGGAAUGUUCAUCUUCAUCUGUGUGAGAAAGAGAAAGACAACGACAGAGGAGAGAGUUUCAGGGACCAGUGACAUUGCAUUGACCCCCAGUCCACUCUCUGUGAAGCACCAGGGUAAACAGAAUGUGCUGAUUACUGAGACCUGGGACACAACCAGAGACACAACUAGCGAGGGGGAGACCCCAGUUCCCCGGGGUCUCUCUGAAGGUCCAGUGGGAGGCGAUGCUGGAUAUGGGAACCACUACAAACCCGACGAGCUUUUCUACGCCAAUCCCCAAGUCUUCAGGGUGCCCAGUGGUGAUGGGUCUGUCCACAGGGAAGAGGAGACGGAAUACGCACAGAUCAGAUUCAAGCGAAACUGAGUGUGAAACGGGAAGAGGGGGUGAGCAGGUUUGUGGAUGGGGGCAGGGAUUGUGAUUCCUUGGAACAUGAGACAACCCACUGGGGGAGAGGGGGAGAGAGGGAGGAAGGGACUGAAUGGGUCUGUGGUUGGUGUGGUUUGGAAUGAAAUGUUUCCCCAGAGACGACUUGAUGCUGAGUCAUUGGGGACAGAGAUUCAGUGUCUCUCUCUCUCCCAGUCUGUCUCUCUAUCUCUCUCUCCUUCUCUGUCUGUCUCUCUCUCUCUCUCUGUCUCUCUCUCCUUCUUUGUCUCUCUCUCUCUCUGUCUCUCUCCCUCUGCAUCUCUGUCUAUCUCUCUCCUCCUUUAACAUGGUCUUUAUUAACUGGCUUUGUUAACUCAGCUUUUUGUCACCUGUCCCUUAUAUCUCAUUAUUUGUCUCAGAGAUGGAUUUAUAUGUGGUUAACAAUCCCCUGAAGAGUUUUGGGACAGUUUGCUACAUUAAGUGUGCUAUAUAAAUGCAAGUUGUUGUAGUAAUGUUGAUCUGCCUCGAUUCAGAAUGGAAACACGGAGAAUCCUUCGACAGGGCGUGUGUGCAACAGGCUCGCAAUAAAUACAUUGCACGGCAACAACUAAGCAUGUCCUUUGAUGCUGAUGCAUCCCAGUCCUGCUGUGUGGACACAUCACAACCGAGGGACUGCCUGACUGCGUGCAGCCAACAUGGCCGAAUAGUAAUUAGCAAAAAUGUGACAUCACUGAACUUUGUUAACAUUUCAGAAUGUGCUUUCUGAAUUCUGCAACUUGUUUAUUCUGUGAUAGAUUACAAGAAGCUUUUGCAUUUUCUAUAAUAUUACAUUUAUUGUCACAAGGGAUUGAAAUGCCCAGACAACUCUGUACAGAUAUAUUUUUAUUAAACAUCUUACUCUGGGA